UUGUUUAAUAAAGUUUAAUGAAAAUGAAACAUGUUUAUUUUACAUUUAGCUGUCCAUUUCUUGCUGCCAGAAUAAGUCCCGUUCUUCCAGCUGUUGCCGGUGCUCUAUUUCUGUUUGUAUUUGCCACGUUACUGAGAACGAGUUUCAGUGAUCCGGGUGUCAUUCCAAGAGCUUCGCCGGAAGAAGCUGCUGAUAUUGAAAAAUUAAUAGAAAUUUCAAAUGGUUCAAACAGUCCGACAUACCGUCCUCCUCCCAGGACGAAAGAAAUAAUUGUCAAUGGACAGACCAUCAAAUUAAAAUACUGUUUUACGUGCAAGAUAUUUAGACCUCCGAGGGCUUCCCAUUGUAGUCUCUGUGACAACUGUGUUGAACGUUUUGAUCACCAUUGUCCAUGGGUUGGAAAUUGCGUUGGAAAGAGAAAUUAUAGAUAUUUCUACAUGUUUAUUAUGUCUCUUGCAGUAUUGUGUGUUUUUAUCUUUGCCAAUGUUACUAUUCAUCUUGCUAUGGUUGCUCGUGAAACAAAUUUCAUCGAAGCAAUUAAAGACUCUCCCGCAAGGUAUUUACAGAAAAAUUGUUUUUAAACUGAAGUUAAUAUAAACAAUUUUGACAAGUUUCGGUUAUAGAUAUCAAAAUUAUUGAACUUUAUUAUAUGCAAUGUCUGACCCUUCUUU
Molecule: messenger RNA, 671 nt
Organism: Centruroides sculpturatus (bark scorpion)
Lineage: Eukaryota; Metazoa; Arthropoda; Arachnida; Scorpiones; Buthidae
Product: probable palmitoyltransferase ZDHHC14
Exons: 4
Coding region: 18-581 (187 amino acids)
Biological process (GO): peptidyl-L-cysteine S-palmitoylation; protein targeting to membrane
Cellular component (GO): Golgi apparatus; endoplasmic reticulum
Molecular function (GO): protein-cysteine S-palmitoyltransferase activity
Source: RefSeq, a predicted model, not a curated record